Symbiodinium natans is the source of this 3867-nucleotide messenger RNA. Lineage: Eukaryota; Dinophyceae; Suessiales; Symbiodiniaceae. The record is from the annotation of a GenBank genome assembly.
AUGCCAAAGAGUUUGCUAAGGCAGUGCACUCCUCUUUGCAAGGCCCCAACUUUGGUUUUGGACUGCGUGUGCCAAGUGCUGGAAAGAUUGCUAAGCGUGGAUACUGCCCUGAUGCUGCGAACACGUCGGUUGAACCGCGAGGCUCUUCAGGAUGGGGGGGUGGUGAGGUAUGUCAUGAUUGACUUGUCCGUUCAGGGUCAUUUUGAUUUUGAGCUGAUCCGGAUAACGUCCUUGAGAAAGAAUGCUUGCGCAGACCUUUUUGGUGCUGCGUUGGAGAGCAGCGAACUUUGGGGCUACUUGGAGAGGAUGGAAGAUGAGGUUCUGGCAGACACCUAUGAUCGGGAAGUUGAGCUUCAGGCUGAAAUGCAGUGCUUUGGAAUUGCAAGACUUUUGCCGUUCAAUCUUCGCAUUUACAUGGGGUUACACAACGUGCCUCCAGUCUUGGUGAGAAGGGUGUUGCCCUGGGUUGCACAUCUCGACACCGCCGCUGGCGCUGAUGACCGCGAUUUGGCACCACCUGUUGAGCACGAGGAAGACGCCCACGCGACAGUCAACUUCAGCAACUCUGUGGGCAUAGCAGGUCUAUUGCACAUCAUUCACAACUCAACUAUGGACUUGGGGAAGUCGAUGCUUUUUUUUGACGAGGCCGUCAAGCACUUGACGCACAUCUCAAAGCUGUUGUGCAAAAAGGAAUCACGCCAGCGUUUGCUUGAGACUUGCUUCUCUGACCGCAUCGGCAGGUACCUUCAAGCAGACGUCAAGGGCUUCAAGGCGAAACUCAAUCCAUCCCGUUGGGGAAGCCUUGCCCACUGUGUUGUAGAAGUUUUGAAGAUUGAAACAACCCUACGGUUUGGCUGGAAUUUGAACAAGUACGGCGCGGCCCGUGAUGCAGAUGAUGCAAGUGGCCAUGGCGUAGAUUUGACUGUGAUAGAUUCUGCGCUAACCUCACGAGAGUUCUGGGGCGUGCUGAGAAUGAUGGACUCCAUUGCGAAGGUUCUGAACUCAUGUUUGCAUUGGGUGGAGUCUUGUCAAUGCCACAGUCAUUGGCCGGAAGACGAAAUGCCCAAGAAAGUGAAACAACUAUGGGCCACUUGUCCCCUCAGAGGUUGUCGCGCGCCUGAGCUGGCGUGCGGUGAUUUUCAGGCGCUCAUGCGAAGUUUGAGUGGAACCAGCGCAUCAGAGCUCUUGGCGACAUUGCCGAGAGACAUAUCUCAAGAAUCUCGUGCUGCAAUCUUGCAGGAUUUCCAGCGAGGACGUGCCCAUUUGCUUUUUGUGGUCAACCUGAGAUUGGCUCACUGGAAGGAGGCGCCGUAUCUUGUCUUCGGCUGUGCCCAUUUGGACAGGCGAAAGUCAAGAGAGUGCCUCCGGAGAUGCAUUGCCAUGCCAGCUACCACUCCACUUCUUGCCACGUUGCAGCAGAAUCCUGUCAGGGAGCAGGUGGAUCGCUACUUGAACGGGGAGGAACUUGCAGCUGUGCCUGAUCUAGCGCAGUUUUUGGGCAUGCUGCGAUUUUGCCCCAUAGCAGAACGUGCUGUGGAAGGGGAUCAUGCUCAGAUUCACAAAAAGAUUGCCCUUGCCCGCAACCACACUCCAGCCUAUGUCAGCUUGGCUCGCCGCAUGAACAAGCUUCGAAGUGACACAGCGGCGCAACCGGAGAUCUUCAAGGAGUUGGCAUCUUUCUAUGAUCAGGUUCACAGUCCUGCAAGAGCUCUGAAAGCGCUUGGUUUGCAGCAUCACCCAUCCACUUUGCGCAUUUGUGGGUAUCGUGACCCAAUGCACAUGAAGAUAGUUUACCAUGCAGACCCGGCUACGAUGUACCAGCGAGAGCAGCCAUGGUCAGAUCUUGCUCCCCCUGCACCUCCUGACAGCGACAGGCUUCACCACCAACCUGCGCCUGAUGAGUCUGAAGCUGAUCCUUCAGAUCAGCCAGUGCCAGUGCAAGCUCAUGACAAUGAAGCACCGGUCGGUGCUCUGUCAAAGUCUUCAGAUAGCCAGCCUCCCCGCAGGGUCCGGGGAAAGCAGUCGGAUGUUCAUGCUGUUGAGUUGCAGUCGCGUGAUGAAGCAGUGGUGGCCUUGGGAUUGAACAACGCUCUGGUGCCCAUGACAGAUGAUGCUGUUUUGCAGCGGUAUGCUUUGCAGUCCAUGUCUGGGCUUCUGGAUGAUUCAACUUCAGUGUCUGACAAAAUCUACUCCAUGCCAUUCAGUAACCAGGCACUUCGAAGCUUGCGCUGGGCAGCCUGCCGGCAUUCAGACGAUGACCCUGUGCCGGUCUUGGAUUGGGAUUUAUUCAGCUUGCGAGGUCAUGUGUUUAUGCAGAUCAUUCGCAAAUCCGUUGGGAAGGUUGUUGUGCCUACCCGCACAGGUUUCUCCAACACCGACUGGGCGGUUUCCUUCUUGAGGGUUACGGCAGUGAAGCGGCUGGGUGCUGGCUUUGGCGUGGUUGUCAACUCGAGCCCUGUCAGUUUACAAGACUUGGAUUGCGACGAGUCUGCCACUCCUGUGGUACUCUGCCUGGAAGCUUUGCCUCUGGAGUCAUUGCUGGGCAUGAGGAAAUGGGAGAACACAAGCAAUCUUGCAUGUCAUCUAAGAGUGCCAGCAGACGAUCCUGACAAGCUUGCCUUUGAAGAUUCUGCGUGUCAGUCGUUGUUGAGUGAUUUGCUGGCAGCCGGUUCCUACACCGUUGCAGGCAACGACCCUUUGCACACCGAGAAGUCUCAGCUGUUGGAAAAGCUUGAAGCUCGGGACUGGGCUAGGCGUGACAAGGAUGGCGGCUGGGCAGUGACAAAGAAGGGCCACAGGCGCGUCGAAGUUGAGACCGUCUUGACAAGUUUGGGGAAAGUGUUCGAGGCUCGUGAUGUGGGGCUUCAGGACAUGGAAAUGGUAGAGCUGUUGUUGACUCUUCGAGAUCAAGGCUGGCACCACCAAGGGCUGGAGUCCAAGAGACUUUUGGACAAAGGCGCAGCGUAUAAGCUUGAAGAUGAGAAGAUUUGGUAUUACCUCAAGACAAACUCAUAUCUUUGCAAAGAUUACCUUCUCUGCCUGCUCAAAGCAGAACAGCAUGGCAGCCCUGUUCCACACCUUCAGCCUGCCAACGUGUACGCACAACUGCUAGGCAAGCCAGGGUCCACCCAAACUCGUCGCAGGAAAGAGAAUGCCUUGAUUUUCAUGGAUGAUGAAGACGUUUGGGUGGCAGAGUCAGCUCUUGUACCUGUGCGAGCUCCACGAAAAAGAGCCCGUCUUGGGGUUCAAUCGGCUCCUGCGUUGGAGGAUGCUGACGAUGCUGACAUGGGCGAAGAAGGCGUUGAGCACGAUGUUGUUGAGGCUGAGUCCGAGGCAGAGGCCCACGCUCCAGAGGAAGCUGCAGCUGGAGAGGCGGAACCCAGGCCAGAUGCAAGUUCCUCUUCAUCUUCUUCAAGCAGUUCUUCUUCUGGUUCCAGUUCACAAAGCAGUGGGGGGUCUGAUUCCUCAUCUUCUUCCUCCUCUUCAAGUUCCGAUAGCGAGAGCAAGCAGGGUGGCAAACGUGCUGGGAGGAGGGCAGAGGGUUUGACGAGAAGACGUGAUGUGGCCACAUCUUAUGGUCUCUGUCGCAUAACUCCCACAAAGACCGGCUUCCAGCUGACCUGUAAGCACCCCAAACAUGAUUCCGGUACUGCGGCGUGCACGAAAACACGAAGUUCCAAGAUCGAUGGUCCGGAGGUGACCUUGAGAAUGUUGAAGUUUUGGGCCCAGAAAGGCCGCCAUGUAUCUUCCAAGAAGGAACAUCAGGGCCGAUGCUGGCAAGAAGUUUUGAAGGCCUUCAAGAAUGGCACUCUGCCAUCUGAAGAAGAGUUGAAUGCAGCGCCCGUGAAGUCUUACCCUAAACGCUGA